Molecule: messenger RNA, 1394 nt
Organism: Phlebotomus papatasi
Lineage: Eukaryota; Metazoa; Arthropoda; Insecta; Diptera; Psychodidae
Exons: 5
Coding region: 463-1206 (247 amino acids)
Source: RefSeq, a predicted model, not a curated record
AUAGUAGUGUGAUUUGUUGGGAAGAGGAGUGUAAAAUGCUAUAGUGCUCGUGUCCUCAGAUACUACACAAACAUUGUUUCGUGCUGCAGCAUAUGCAACGCUAAAACAGCGCGCAAAACACUGCUCUGUCGACUGAAUUUCAUGUGGAGGCUCUUCAGUUAGGCACAACACUUCAUGGUGAGCACAUCAAGUCUAUUUAGCUCUCUUACUUUGAGAUCGUUUCUCUUGUUGAAUCUCUUUUGGCCGGAAAUUGUGCGGUUCGCUUCAGCUGCUGAAGAAACUUUUAGUGUGAAGAGAUUGAAUUUAAUAUUUGAAUUUGAAUGCUCUUCUCACCGUUUUUAUCACUCUCCAUCCAUUGAACUUUUAAGACCAGCUGGUGAUUUUUUUUUUUUGGCAAAAGUUGUUAUUGUGUGAAUUAUUCAUAAGUUUUUAGUGAUAGAGACACUUUCACAGACGCAAAUUAUGGUCCUAAAAGACAUUUCUCAGCACAUCGCCCUUUCAGUGGUUAUUUUACUCUCACUUACCAUUCGAGUCUGUCAGGCGGAACAGUGUGGCCAGGAGGAGCUGGCAAGGUGUUCCCGUCCCCUCCAAGUCCUCUCGUCCACAUCUGAUCUCACAAUCGCGACAAACAAGGAAGAGCUCAACGAGAUUUGCCCGGAUUUAUACGGUGGCCUCCACUGCAUCAGGAGUUACACGAGACGCUGCAUGUCGCUUCAGCAUCGCAAUCACUUCAACAAGCUCUACCACGGAACGAAUCAAGUCAUACGAGAUUUGUGCCGGGAGGGACACUAUCAGAACGAUUACCUACGACAUGCUCCAUGCCUGCGAAUGGUGAAGCCGGAUUACGAGAUUUGUGCAAAAAAGUAUCAGGACACCAUUUCGCGAAUCACUCAGAUGGAACAGAGAGGAAUUGCUAAUGCCACAGACGAUGACACAGUAGCCAUUGUAUGUUGCUCUUUCCGGGAAUAUCUGGAUUGCUCAGAGAAGACAGCUAGAAGGAUGUGUGGUGAGGAGACGGCUGCAUUCACGCGAAAAUUCCUGGACAAAAUGGCAGAUAGUUUGAUCCGGGAGCACUGUGAGGAUUACUCAAUAACAUCCGGACGGUGUUCAUAUGAAACAUCUAUAGGGACUAGCUCAAAAUUUGACAUAAUUUUAGCCCUGAUGACUACAAUUUUUACCACAUAUCAUUGGAUGGACGCAAGAUAAUUCCUCCAAGCACGUCCAAACACUAAAUCUCAUUCCACUUUCCGGGAGACGGAGGCAAAAAAUCACUCAAGAGACAAGACACGAUCCUCCCAGACCCAUCGUGUGCAAUUUUUGGGCAUAUUACAAACCACAUGAAGACUGCAUAACAUAUUUUUAUUUCGACGAUAGUGAAAUACCAAAAAAAACAA